Messenger RNA from Cuculus canorus (common cuckoo), 8603 nucleotides. It is a transcript of the gene ARVCF, whose product is annotated as ARVCF delta catenin family member. Gene Ontology annotation, cellular component: adherens junction; nucleus; cytoplasm. The coding region runs from base 191 to 2971 and encodes 926 amino acids. NCBI's taxonomy places the organism in Eukaryota, Metazoa, Chordata, Aves, Cuculiformes, Cuculidae. The transcript is spliced from 18 exons. Gene Ontology annotation, molecular function: cadherin binding. The record is from RefSeq and is a predicted model, not a curated record. Gene Ontology annotation, biological process: cell-cell junction assembly; cell-cell adhesion.
AGUUCUCGUCAAACCAAGGGAGAAUUUCUAUCUUAAAGCCACUGCAAGAAAGGAACACUAUAAAAGCUGGUUCUGCUUGAGGCUACCCUCCUGCUUUGUCUCCACUUUUGUAGUCAUCGUGGGUGAUGCUGCAGCAGAUCUAACAUCCAGAGCCCGGCAGUCCUCUAGGCAGGAGCAUUUGAAAACAAUCAUGGAUGACUAUGAUAUCAGGUCCGCUGCCAGCAUUUUGGCAUCUGUUAAGGAGCAAGAAGCUCGUUUCGAGCGGCUUACCCGUGCACUUGAGGAAGAGCGGCGCAAUGUCUCCUUGCAACUUGAGCGUGCCAGUCAGCCAGCAGACCGAAUGAGCAUUUGCAACAUUGGCAAUGGUCAGCCACUGGCAACCGCCUGGCAGCAGCUUGUACUGCAGGAACAAAGCCCCAGUAACCAGACAUCAAUAGCAAUGAUGCAAGAGCCCCAAGAAAUGGUAGAAGAGACAGUUACUGUGGAGGAAGACCCAGGCACCCCCACUUCCCAUGUGUCUAUUGUCACUUCUGAAGAUGGAACCACAAGGAGAACUGAAACCAAGGUUACCAAAAUGGUCAAAACCGUCACCACCAGAACAGUUCGUCAGGUGCCGCUUGGGCCUGAUGGCCUACCAUCAAUGGAUGGUUCAUCUCCCAUGGGCAGCUACACAGAUUCAAUAGACAGAAGGUACAUGAAGAAUGGGGAGCGAUACAUCACGCCACAAGCAUCAUCUACGUUAAAUAGAUCUUACAACAGCUACAAUGAUUCUUACCCUGAAAGCCACGAAGGCCAAUACCGACCUUAUGUUGGUCAUGAUGGUUACGGAGAUCUCUCUGAUAACUACGGCAGUUUGUCUCGUGGUGUCAACUACCGUCCUCGCUAUGCCUAUGUGCCAGGAAACAGUUACAGGCCUGAUGAUGGUAGCUUCACUUUGCCAAGCAGAAGGGAUAACUAUGGUCCUGUUGCCCAGCCUCAAGUGCCAGUGGGUAGCAACAUUGACUUGAACCGCUCCCAGCCAGAGCGCUUCCAGCCAGAGCCCUAUGGACUGGAAGAUGAUAACCGUAGCCUUGGAGUAGAUGAUGAAGGAUAUGAACUGGAUCCUGAUUACUCCUCUGUGAACCGGAGGACAUCGGCAGGUAUCCCAGAGAGAGGUAGACCUCACAAAGGAAGGGGCUAUGAUGACCCCAUCGAGACAGAAAUGGUUGAAGAGAGGAUCCCUUACCUUCACGGUGGCUACACAGCACCGCUGGCACAGCCAGAAAGAGGAAGCAUGGCCAGUAUCGACCGUCUGGGGAAGCGCUCCCCCUCUAUUGACAGCAUUCGUAAAGACCCCAGGUGGAGGGACCCUGACCUCCCCGAAGUGAUCGCCAUGCUCAGCCACCCUAUUGAUCCAGUGAAGUCCAAUGCUGCAGCCUACUUGCAGCACCUGUGCUAUGAGAAUGAUAAAAUAAAAAAGGACGUGAGGCACCUUAAAGGGAUACCUGUCUUGGUGGGCCUACUUGAUCAUCCAAAGCCAGAGGUCCAUCGUAAAGCCUGUGGAGCUCUCAGAAACAUCUCCUACGGGAAGGAUAAUGAAAACAAGGUGGCUAUAAAGAACUCUGAUGGAAUCCCUGCAUUGAUCAGACUAUUGCGAAAGACAAAUGACAUGGAAGUCAGAGAGCUAAUUACAGGCACCCUGUGGAACUUGUCCUCCUAUGAGCCCCUGAAGAUGGUCAUCAUCAACCAUGGUCUGCAGACGCUUACCAAUGAGGUCAUUAUACCCCAUUCGGGUUGGGAGGGUGAGCCAAAUGAGGACUCCAAGCCUCGUGAUGCUGAGUGGACAACUGUCUUCAAGAACACUUCUGGUUGCUUACGGAAUGUAAGUUCAGAUGGAGCAGAAGCACGCAGAAGACUGAGAGAAUGUGAUGGCUUGGUGGAUGCCCUUCUUCAUGCUCUACAGUCUGCAGUUGGCAAGAAGGAUACAGACAAUAAGUCUGUGGAGAACUGCGUGUGCAUCAUGCGGAACCUUUCCUAUCACGUCCAUAAAGAGGUCCCCGGUGCUGAUAAGUACCAAGAACUGGAUGCCAGUCAGGCUACAAGCACAGGAGGUUCUCAGAAGAAGAAGAAAGACGAUGCUGGUUGUUUUGGUGGGAAAAAAGCUAAAGAGGAGUGGUUCAAUCAAGGAAAGAAGAAUGGAGAUUUGGACAGGAAUUUUGAUACACUUGAUUUGCCUAAACGGUCUGAAGCAGCAAAAGGCUUUGAAUUACUGUACCAGCCAGAUGUGGUCCGACUGUACCUCUCCAUCCUCACCGAGAGUCAGAACUUCAACACUCUGGAAGCUGCAGCAGGGGCUUUGCAGAAUCUCAGUGCUGGCAACUGGAUGUGGUCCACAUACAUCCGUGCAACAGUGCGGAAGGAGAGAGGCUUGCCAGUGCUUGUGGAGCUGCUCCAGUCUGACUCUGACAAGGUUGUGAGGGCUGUGUCAAUUGCUCUGAGAAACCUUUCCAUGGAUCGUCGCAAUAAAGACCUUAUAGGUAGUUAUGCCAUGGGUGAGCUGGUAAGAAAUUUGCCCAGCAGGCAGCAGAGAUCUGCAAAGAACCUGGAGGAGGAUACAGUAGUUGCAGUGUUAAAUACCAUCCAUGAAAUCAUUACUGACAGCUCGGAAAAUGCAAGGUCUCUGAUCCAGACACAGGGCAUUCAGAAGCUGGUAGCUAUCAGCAAGUCAAGCCAGUCUCCCAGAGAAACAAAAGCAGCAUCUCACGUUCUUCAGAUGAUAUGGAGCUAUAAAGAACUACGAAACGCACUGCAGAAGGAUGGGUGGAACAAAUCCCACUUCCAGUCUGUUUCCGCAACUCCAAAGGGUUCCAAAGGUACUGCUGGCAGGUCUGGCUAUGACGACAGCACUUUGCCGCUGGUGGAUAAAAGUCAAGAUAACGAGAAAGCUGGGAGUCGCGAUAUGAUACCUAUGGUGAGCUCGGCCCAGGGCUAGAGUCCAACCACAUUUUUAUUUAAUCGAGGGGGAGAAACAAACAUUGAAUCGACACGGAGGAUCUCAUCAGUCACUACUGCCAUUCAGGUUUGGAGGGCGCUGCAUCACUGACCAGGCUGCAGAUUCCAGGAGGAUGCGGGGAGAACACACUCAUGUGACUGCCGUUGCUAACCCCAGGGCACCUGCCUUACAGCGAGACAAUUUGCUUUUUAACUGCGUUACAUUCCCACCAGGAAUAGCCACCACCUCCCCCUCUUUUCCAGUCCUGCAAGAAGAAAGUAAGCAAGGGAAAGGAACCCGAGCUUCCUUCUAGCUGGCUGCGUUCUUAGGUGACCCUUGGGUGUGGAUGGUGCCAAGAGUAAGAAAUGAAGGUGGCAAGGAGACAGCUUCACAAGUGAAAGAGAAACUGCGGAAUAUUGGAAAUAAUAUCAUAGGUGUAGCCAUGAAGAUAAUAGCACUUUUCUGGUUUGGGGCUCAUUGUUUUGGUUUUUGUUUUGGGGGAUUUCUUUUGAACUGCGAAUCUAACAUUUCUAAAGGCUUUUCAAAAAAUGUUUAGGUUUUCUUCAUUGUUUCCACAGAAAGUGCAGGAAUGUUGAGUGGGUUUAUUGGAUUUCAACAAAGGCAAAAAUGCAGAACAAAAACUAUUUAAACGCUGGUCAAAUGAACUGGCGAGCGGAUGACAAACUUGAUGCCAGCUGUAUAAUCUGCUUUUAGAGUAAGCUAUAUCAAUCACAGUGCUAUAUUAUCAUUAUAAUCUGGUGUACAAUGCCUUUUGGAUUCUGUAAUGGCUCUGUUCUUAUUUCCACAUACUGAAAAGCCGUUUAUUGAAAGUUUCGGUGUCCCUGGUUGAGAAAUCUACGCUGAGAAAUGGAGUUGGCUGCCUUUUUAUUUUCUUGUUCUCAAAGAUUGCAGUAAGAAGCUUCAACAUCUUAAAUGUGCCAGUGUUGCACUGAUGACGAUUAACCAUUUUUUUUUUGCCAUAGCUGUUUAACACAUGGGAGGAAAAUCGGAGCUUUUUCAUAGGAUUUCUCAUUUUGAACACUCAUUUUGAACACUUUAGAUGGGUCUGUCACGUAUAUUUGAUGUUAAAUUUAUCACUGUUGGAUCCAUGUUUGCUUUGGGUUAUAGAUCCUGAUGAAAAAUGCCACAAAUGGAGAACUGGUUUGGCAUUUGUUAAAUUGUCAUUGUGAUUUCUCUGUUCCUUUGGUUUGGUUUUGAGAUUACAUCUUUGAUUUGGUGUGAAAAUCACUCAUGUGCAAUCGUUCUCCUCUUAGAUGCCAAGGCCUGCUUUGUGUGAGGGGCAAUUUUUACCUCAGGAGAAGGUACUCUGCAUGUAUGGCAUUUGGUAAUGCCACAAAGUAAAUGACUUCAGAUCACUGAUUUUCUCCAGGCAUUGGUCAAGGAAGGGCAGCAGAUGAGAAUAGGAAGCAAAGGUCUCACAUCAGAGGACUUUUUCUGAUUUUAUUUGGUUGCCACUGUUCUUUGAUUGCCACAUUUCUUUUUAACAAGCUCCUAAAAACGGUGUGACUGGAAAGCACAUUUUUUAAUCUAUCAGUCAUCAUUUGUGGUUUUCAGUGGCUGCCGUUUCCUUUGUAAUUGAAGAGGGGAAAUAUCCAACAACCUCACCUCCCCCAAAAUAUUACUGUAAUAGUAAACAUCUAAAAUUUUUGUAAAAAAAAUUUAAAAACUUAAAAAAAGCGAGUACCAAGAGCUUUGUAUCUUCUUGAGUAUAUUAAAAUUUGUCAUGAAUACAUAUAUAAAAAUAAGUAAAUAAAAAUCUAUAUAUCUAUAUAUAUUGUUGUGCAGAGGAUAGGUUAACAAAACCACGUAAAGUAGUUUGCAGGAGAGGGGAAGCGUUUGUGUUGAUUCAGGGAAAAAAAAUGAUGCCAGAAGCUGUCAGUGAUUUCAAUGAAACAUAUGCUCGUUCACACCCUCCCUUUUUGACCCUGAUCUCCCACGUACAUUGCACUGGUCACUUCUGGAUCCUGGGGAAGGUGAAGUUGCUUGGAGCAAAUCAAGAUAGCAAAGAUUUAUUUUUUUUUUCACCUGCAUGAGAGUCCCGUUGGGCCAAAGAUGCUCAGCGUGUCAAGGGAAGCAAAGAUACAUCUGUGAUUAUCUGCAUUUGUGUUGGGGCAGUGUCUCUCUGUAUGUAGACAUAAAGCGUGGUGAUGAAACCAGUUACAUAGUCUGACUGUAUAUUAACUAUAUCAAUGGUGCUCUUUUCAUACUUGUUCUGCCAAUACGUGGAGACCCUUUUAACCAAGCUACACAGAAGAGUUUUAUAUCACUUUUGGUUAUGUACUUGGUGUAUUCUUUUUGUAUAUGAAAGGAUUUUUUUAAAAACACUCAGUAAUUAGCAAUGGAACUGCUUUGUAGCUGAUUAGAACAGUGUGAGAGAAGGGCCGUGCUGUCAGUCUGUCCCUGAUCUACUUCAAACCAUAUAUUUACCAAAGGAGUCUGAGCAAACGUUCACUUAAAAUAAAGACCUGACUGUUGAAAGGACUUUGUGAUUUAGUUAUCUUACAGAUACUUGAAAGCCAGUAAGAGGUUAAUGGAGGAGACUGCAGGAAGGGAGAAGUGAGAUGACUAGGGGCCAGUUAUGGCUAUGACCUCCUGUCCCUGAGAGUCAGUGGCUCUCGAAAGGGGGGGGGGGAGGAGGGGCCCUACAGGGACACUCAAAAUCUGGAUUGGAAUCUGCUUUGCUCUCUUUCACUUGUGGGCUAAAACCACCAAGGAGUUUUUGAGAAGCAAAUUCAGAGCCUAUCCCGCUUCCACAGAAAUCCUUUUCGUGCACCCUGGCACGGGCAGGCCUCCUGGUCGAGUUGGAAGGCCAGGUCUGCCUGGGGCCACUGUAGCAAACCCUCUGUUCUCCCGGGGGUAAGUGUGCAUGGCAGCCAGCAUAGUUGUAAGCAGACAACGCGGUUUAUUGCUACAGAAAAGCAAAGGGUGGGAUAUCGAGAAGUCAAAUACAAAGUCUAUGGGCCAAGACUUCCCUGGGAAUCACACAUCUUACCCUAUGCCUUACAGGAACGAUGAAUUCCCAAGUAUGUAGCAAUAACCCAUCAUUUAUGUUACUGUGGUAUUUUUUUCCUUCUCAGCAAACUGUUUGGGUAUUGAGAAAGACAGGUUUGGGAGGUUACUUGUGUGUAAGACUAUCACCAUGUGUUAUCAGCCCACCAGCUGAAGUCCAGAACAAGACACUUUAAACCCAGUCUGGUGAUUUAAUGUCCUUUUCUCUACGAGCUGGCUGGUGGGAUGUGCACCCACCCCUCGCCUCUCCUCUUGUUGGCUCAGGUGUGACCAGCUGUUCGAGCUGUUCUGGGACGGGGUGGAUGAACCCGUAGUUGUUGUGUUUGGCAGCAGGGACUGUAUGUAAAGAAGGGAAAGUGGCAGUGUGUGUGACUAAAGCUGCAGUAGGGUCUAGAGGCUCCUGCUAAAAGGCAGGCACUGCUUUUUAGGGCUGAGGCAUGUGACCUCCUCUUUUCUUGUUGGCUCCACUGUGAAAACUGGAGGGAAUCUGCCUGCAAAGGGCUGGGGUAGAAGAGAUUUCUACCUGCAAAAGUUCUAGUGGGAGAAAUGGUUGUAGAAGGAAGCGAUGGUGUUGCGAGACUCCUGCUAAAGAGGGCGAGGAAAUGUAAUGGCUCAGGAAGGUCUGAGCUAAAACAGGGGAGAGGGAGACAUCUGAUGGCAUGUGAUUACUGCAGAAUUUUCUUCCCGGGGAGGUGGCUUGCACAGCUUGUAGGCAUCUUCCAGAAGCUGUAGAAACACCAGUGUGUUCUCCCCUGGAGAAGCCUCAAGCUUCGUUAUUGAGUGUGUGAGCAAUUGUGCUCACAGCUUCCCGGGUGGGUCAGUCUGUCUGCAGAAUCUGAGAGUGAAAAGCAAGGCUUUUUAGGACAUUUUGUUUGUGUCUUGAUGUUAAGUAGCCAGAAGAGUAAGACAACUCUAGAUGUGUUGCCAGCUUGAAAUGCUCCCCAGAGAACAGCUUGGGCAGCCACAGGUCCUGAUUUUCAGUGUCUUCUGAGCAAAACAGCUGCGUUUCCUAGUUCUGCUCUUGGGCACACUGAUUCUGAAAGUGCCUGAAUUGGGAAAGCCACUCUGGUCUUUGUUGCUGAGAUGUCACAGAAUGAACUGAUCUGGGGACUGUGAGCUGUAAGGGGUAUCAAGAAAGCAGGGUUGUAGCAGGUUUGUUACAGCAGGUGAGUGAGUCCUGGGCAGCUCUGAGGAGCAGUUUUCUGUGGUGCUUUCUAACUUGCAAGGCUUAUGCUAGGCAAAGCAGUUUCCACUCCUAGAGCAGUUCCGUGAGAUUGAAGGUGGUGAGUUACUUUCUGUUACUUGCCUUAAAGCUGAGCGUAUCAGCUCGGCUACCUGUGAGUGGUGCACGCACUAAACCCUUCAAGUGAGCAAAGCCUCAGAGGCAGGUGGGCACAUUGGAGUGGUUACAGCCUCUGCCACUGCCCGACUGCCCUCUUGGUGAGAACUACAGUGUGCCAGUAACUCCAGCCAGCACCUUGUGCUAUGCAGUGAAGUCGUGCUGUCACAGGUUUUGAAGGUGUUUAGAUAGAUAGGCAUAGUUCUUGCAAAGUUUCUUUGUUUUGAUGCCCCUAAAAUCUGGUGUUUCCUUAUCUUUGACAGAGAAAUGCUCUGAUUUAUUGGUGCAGUAACUAAUCUAGUGCAUUUAAGGGGAAGGCAGUAUGAACCUUUUUUUUCUGUCUUAAGUUUUACGUCGGGGUAGGAUGUCCUGAAGUCCAGGGUGAGAAGGAAGAUGGCACAGAUACUACAAGGCCUGCCAAUCUGGUUCUUACUGUUCAGAAAAACAAAAUAACUAGACUAAGAAGCUUACUGGUAAUUAGUAGCUAAUGUGUUUGUAAUUAUCAUGUGCCUUAAAAUUUUCAUGGUAGGAGAAUAAAAAAAAUAAAUCAACAAUGUGUUUUCUGUAAUACUGCUCAACAUUCUCUCUGUAGUUUAGACUGGUGGGAUUUUGCAUUGUAUUUACACUGUACUAUAAACUGAAACCCUUAGAACGGUUUGAUUUUCCAAGUAUGGAGAGGAAAAAAAGGUGGAUUAUGCUUUUCAUAGAACAAAUGUUACCGUGACAGAAUGUAUGAUUAUUAUAGGAUCUUUCCAUAAUGCAGACAAGUAGAGAAUGCUUGUUAGAAACCAGGUAUGUAGGAUAACAAUUUGGUGUGUUUUCAAUAAACCAUGCCUGGAAAGAAUACAUGUGCCAUUGGUUAUCUUUUUGUUGCAUCAGUUAUCUCCAAUAUUCUUUGGGUUUGCAACAGCAGCUCUCUGUGGCAGGGGAUUAUUCAGCGCUAGCUCAGGUCAGCGCUCUGUGUUAGUAAAAGGUCACUGGGGUAAUGAGGGCAAUUUGAAUGCCCUUUAAACCAGUAUAGCUGAACACAUUUGAUUCAUUGCCAUAUGCUGGAGUUGUAGCACGAAGACUGUAAGGACCCUGUAGAUCAUGGGGUUUUUUCCUUUUAUUAUACAAGCAUAUUUCAGUGGGAAAGACAUCUGUGUCACUGUGGAAAGGCCUGCGCAUUCGGGACUGCAAGCUUAAGUUGCUGAUGGCUUUUCCAUUUGGGAAGUUAUUAACCUUUCCCAAUACAGUCAUAAAACCAUGUAACUUUUACAAAGA